CCCUUGACCCAUCUGCACCAGAUGUUUACGCCUACAUUUAAGCCAACUGCUUCACACGCGCUGCAUUCACAGUGCUGUGGGCAGGUUCAGCGCUCUGUUGCACCGCCGAUCGAUGCUCAUUUGGGGCUUAAGAAGACCCUCAAGUGCUUGCCAUGAGGAUUUAGCGCCCUGCCACCAUACUGGAGCAUUUCUAGCCUCGGCGAGCACCUCCGCAUGUCAUGGUUUGCUCGUCCCGCUGGCGGAAGAGGCAGCUCUUCUGCGGACUGCUGCUCAGCUUCAUCCUCUUCUACGUGUUCGGCAUCGGUCUCCUCAUCCACAAGGCGGCAUCCACCGCACGGUCCUCCAAGGACAGUCCGCCAGGAAGCGUCACCUCAGUGGCGGGAACGCUGAGGGAAAACCCCCAACACCUCCGCUACCGCCUCGGGAUGAAAGCGGCCCCGGCCCCGCCAGUGGCGGUCAUGGCCUCCCCGGCAAGACAGGACCAGGAGACGAAGGACCUACGGAUGGGCGCACACAGGGACGUGAGGCUGGAGCAGUGCACGGCGCUGCGGUAUUCCCCGACUCCCCUCCCCAUCACAGCUCUCGUCAGUUUCCCUGGAUCAGGCAACACGUGGCUCCGUUAUCUCGUACAACAAGCCACAGGUAUUCUGACGGGAAGUGUCUACAAAGACUUGGAGCUGAAAAGACACGGGUUUCCGGCUGAAGGGUGCAUCAAUGGCUCUGUCGUGCUCGUCAAGACGCACGAGUUCGGCGGGAACAACUCCUUCAAGCAUUUUGAUAAGACAAUCUUGAUGGUGCGAGACCCAUACGACGCUAUCUUAGCAGAGUUUAACCGACACUACGGCGGCCAUAACGGAUUUGCUGCCAAGGCUAGAUAUAAGAGCCAAGCGUGGCGGGAGUUCGUCGAAGGGAAAUCCCAGACAUGGAGCAACACGUUUCUUGAUUGGCUGAAGUUUCCCGGCCCUUUGCUCAUCGUCCAAUACGAGAGACUAAGAGACGACCUUGAAAACCAACUCAGAAGAAUAGCCAUAUUCUUAAACCUUCCGGCGAUCUCGCAAGACAGAAUGAACUGCGUCGUAAGGAAUUCUGAAGGAAAAUUCAAGCGCCGGAGAAAUCCAGAGGACGAUUUUGACCCGUUUUCAAGACAACAGAGAGCUGUCGUUAAUGUAUACAAGAAGGCUGUAUAUAUGUUAAUAGCCCAGCAUGAAAAUCAGAAUAGAUGACUAAAACAUUAGGGUAAAAUAUCUAGAAAAUGAAUUUAGGGAGGGAAUCAAUUAAUUAUUGAAUUCAACGCAUUGGUAUCAGGCUACUUAUCAUUGAGCUUAAGAAUUUUCAAUGAAUGCAUGAAAAUAAACAUAGGCUUGUGGUGCACUAGCUUGGAACUAAUACUAGUAUUUUUGUAAGACGAGAAAAAUGUCCCUAGCAGUUACGAGCGAUCGCUGUUGUUUAUAUCCGCGGUAUUCGGCGGUUGGUGCCUACCAGGACGUCAGCAGAUUGGAUUGUAAAUUGACAUUUAAAUUAGCAGAUCAAAUCACCGGUUAAUAUGUAAAUCAAUCUUUUGCCAAACACCUGCUUUUUGCCUACCACUGCGUCACCGUGACAUCAUCGCGAUCCCUCGUAUACACCAGUCCGCCACAAGUUAACUCCUCCCUCUCCGUUCAGGACAAGUCAAUUGUAGUUCCAAAUCAUAGUUAGGGUAACUGAAAUAGUGAACAGUAUGUCUAGAAGAGCCACGGACUCUUACGUAAAGCGUGCAAUCGGUACGUUUGAAUCAUUGUUGGUCAUUGUCCAAGGGUGGCCACGAGUUUAGGCUACUCGGUACCUCAUUAGAGAUGACAUGCUAUUGUUACACGUGUCUUCGCUUGCUGCUGUUAUUCGCCAUUCGCUAAACAUUUUUUUUUUAAUUUUUGACAGCUAUUAUUCCUUAUUUUACAUUACCAACUUUUUCAUGAAAAUAUGAGAUUCUAUUUUCGUCAUCAGGGAUUAAAUACUAACACACGCCAUAUAACCGCCACCAAACAGUGCUUCGAAAACGGUUUCAUCAACUUUGCAAAUCAAUGUUCUAUGUGGAAUGUACAGGAAAACAAGUGAAUGGAAGUAGGAUAUGCAAAUACAUAUUUUUUAACAGAAA
Molecule: messenger RNA, 2131 nt
Organism: Branchiostoma floridae (Florida lancelet)
Lineage: Eukaryota; Metazoa; Chordata; Leptocardii; Amphioxiformes; Branchiostomatidae
Product: WSCD family member GA21586-like
Exons: 4
Coding region: 219-1223 (334 amino acids)
Molecular function (GO): sulfotransferase activity
Source: RefSeq, a predicted model, not a curated record